ACGAUUCUCUUCCGCGCCGCCCGGCCCGCCUUCCAGCAGUCUGCCUUCCGCGCGGCUUUCCGCGCCAACGUGGCUCCCCAGACCGGUCGCCGCUUCGCGAGCACCGCGGCCACCGGGGAGGCGGCGUCGCAGAGCUGGAUUCAGCGCAUGUGGAACAGCCCCGUUGGUUUGAAGACGGUACACUUCUGGGCGCCGGUGAUGAAGUGGGCGAUCGUCAUCGCGGGUGUCUCCGACUUCGCGCGGCCGGCGGAAAAGCUCUCGUUAACGCAGAACGGCGCGCUGACCGCCACGGGCCUCAUCUGGACGCGCUGGUGCUUCGUCAUCCACCCCCGGAACGUCCUCCUCGCCACCGUCAACUUCUUCCUCGGCUGCGUCGGCAUCAUCCAGCUCGGCCGCAUCGCCAUGUACCGCAGGUCGCAGAAGGAGGGGGAGUCUGGCGCCGGCGAGGCCAAGGAGGGUGUUGGCGCUUAAAGGGAAUAAAUAGAUCAGUAGUAGGCGCAUAGGCAGCAAAAGCAGGCAUGGGUUACGGGGUGAUAUGAUCAUUUAUAUCAAAGUAUGGGG
Messenger RNA from Daldinia caldariorum, 561 nucleotides. RefSeq names its product mitochondrial pyruvate carrier. Bases 148 to 471 code for a protein of 107 amino acids. The record is from RefSeq and is a predicted model, not a curated record. Gene Ontology annotation, molecular function: pyruvate transmembrane transporter activity. Gene Ontology annotation, cellular component: mitochondrial inner membrane. Gene Ontology annotation, biological process: pyruvate import into mitochondria. Lineage: Eukaryota; Fungi; Ascomycota; Sordariomycetes; Xylariales; Hypoxylaceae. The transcript has 2 exons.